This is a messenger RNA of Leptinotarsa decemlineata (Colorado potato beetle), 500 nucleotides long. RefSeq names its product DNA-binding protein D-ETS-3 (gene Ets65A). The record is from RefSeq and is a predicted model, not a curated record. Gene Ontology annotation, molecular function: sequence-specific DNA binding; DNA-binding transcription factor activity, RNA polymerase II-specific. NCBI's taxonomy places the organism in Eukaryota, Metazoa, Arthropoda, Insecta, Coleoptera, Chrysomelidae. Gene Ontology annotation, cellular component: nucleus. Gene Ontology annotation, biological process: regulation of transcription by RNA polymerase II; cell differentiation.
UGCCGAUAGAGCAUUGAGAGAGCGCCGAUCGUGAAAAUUUGAGAAAAAACUAGUUUCCGCGCGUUCCGAGAUUUACAGUGGCGUCGUAUGAGUGCCGAAUGCUAGUGUUUUAAUUGUACAACUUGCAGUUGUGGGGGUUGGGAUAAUGAGGAAAAAGUGUCCUCUACGUCGUAAAAUGUACGAGAGUUCGUGCUCCUAUCAAGGAGCGUUAGAACUGAAAAGAAGUGCCUCUACUACGUGUCCUCUGGGAAUCAAAACUGAAGAUUUUGGUACGGCAGCCGACUGGCCAACUUAUCGAUUCUGCAAUCCCAGUACAUUCGAGCAGCUUAAGCAAAGUGUGGAAAAAGCCAAGGCAGCACUUCAGGAUAGAAGCGGGUUUUUCGGAAACGGUAGUGCGUUUAGUGAUUUGUACAACGUGUCUACUGGACGAUCUCCGGACAAUAUUCAAGACAGUUCUAGUAGACUUAGAGACAAUUCCGAGAAUGAUAUCAAGAGAACAG